UCAAUAUAUUUUAUGUUCCGUUUAUUAUUAUUUUUCGACUCUAAUGUUCGGCGAAAAAUUAAGUGGUCAAGAAUACAUGAAAUUAAAGUCAUACAGUGGCCGAGGAACACAGUCAAAAUACGUGAUCCGAAAAGUCAAACAGACGAAUCUUCUGGUCAUCGUGAAGUUCUUUAUAAUCAAUAAACGUCGUCACUACAUUCAUACCUCAUCCCAGAUCGGUGGAUGAAUAUGGCCGGAAAAUUGAUGAAGGCUGUUUGUUACGAUUCUUAUGGCGGAGGCUCCGCUGGUUUGAAGCAUGUUGAGAUCCCCGUUCCUAUUCCUGGCAAUCUUGAGAUUCUGAUGAAAAUAGAAGCAUCAAGCAUAAAUCCGUUCGACUGGACAAUUCAAAAAGGCAGGAUGCGCCCUAUUUUGCCCAGAAAAUUUCCUUUUAUACCUGUUAGUGAUGUAGCCGGGGAGGUUGUGGAGGUUGGACCUGGGGUGAAGAAGUUUAAAGCCGGUGAUAAAAUUGUUUCCACCUUAGGUACAGGUGGAGGGUUGGCAGAGUACGCGGUGGCUAAGGAGAGCUCAACGGUUCCAAGACCACCAGAAGUCUCGGCUGCAGACGGUGCGAGUCUAGUCAUAGCAGGGCGGGGUGGGCCACUACGCGGUCCAAUUAGCAAAACUAGGAAACACGCACGUGACCGCAACAUGUGGGGCCGUAACAUUGAAUUUGUCAAAAACCUAGGAGCGGACGAGGUUCUUGAUUACAAGACUCCGGAAGGUUUCGUCCUUAAAAGCCCAUCGGGUAAAAAAUAUGAUGUGGUUAUCCAUUGUACAACUGGGAUCCCGUGGUCGACCUUUCAGCCUAAUUUGAGCCCAAAGGGGAAAGUGGUUGAUUUAACACCUGGUGGUCGUGCGUUCUGGACUUAUGCUAUGAAUAAAAUUACGUAUUCAAAGAAGCAACUACAGCCGUUGAUUGUGGUUCCAAAAGUGGAAGAGAUUGAGUGCCUUUUGAAUUAUGUGAAAGAGGGAAAACUGAAAACUGUUAUUGAUUCAAGGUAUCCUUUAAGUCGGGCUGAAGAGGCUUGGGCCAAGAGUAUCGAAGGACAUGCGACUGGGAAGUUAGUUGUGGAGCCGUAA
Lactuca saligna is the source of this 1119-nucleotide messenger RNA. NCBI's taxonomy places the organism in Eukaryota, Viridiplantae, Streptophyta, Magnoliopsida, Asterales, Asteraceae. The record is from the annotation of a GenBank genome assembly.